AUGCCUCAGGAUAUGCCCCCUACAGGGGGCUACGCCCAAGUCCAGUACAAGCGGAAUCUCCCUGCCCGAGGCUUCAAGCCAUGGGUGUACAUGGUUGGUAUGCAUGCGAUCAUGGCGUACGGUUUCUACAGAUACUUCGGUGGUGUUCGUGAGCAGCGUGAGCUUGCCCGUGAGAAGAUGUGGGCCCGUCUGUACCUCACCCCCCUCCUCCAGGCUGAGGAGGACCGUGACCAGGUCCGUCGCUACUACGCCGACAAGGCGCGUGCCAACGAGCUCUUCGGUGACGACCAGAAGGUCUACAACUCUGACCGCUUCGUUCGCCCUACUUUCGCCUAUACCCCCGGUAAACUCACCCAAUAA
Molecule: messenger RNA, 360 nt
Organism: Penicillium angulare
Lineage: Eukaryota; Fungi; Ascomycota; Eurotiomycetes; Eurotiales; Aspergillaceae
Product: putative NADH-ubiquinone oxidoreductase subunit GRIM-19
Exons: 4
Coding region: 1-360 (119 amino acids)
Source: RefSeq, a predicted model, not a curated record